This is a messenger RNA of Erinaceus europaeus (western European hedgehog), 894 nucleotides long. RefSeq names its product Nanog homeobox (gene NANOG). Gene Ontology annotation, biological process: regulation of transcription by RNA polymerase II. The transcript is spliced from 4 exons. Bases 1 to 894 code for a protein of 297 amino acids. NCBI's taxonomy places the organism in Eukaryota, Metazoa, Chordata, Mammalia, Eulipotyphla, Erinaceidae. Gene Ontology annotation, molecular function: RNA polymerase II cis-regulatory region sequence-specific DNA binding; DNA-binding transcription factor activity, RNA polymerase II-specific. The record is from RefSeq and is a predicted model, not a curated record.
AUGAGUGUGGAUAACGCUUGUCCUCGAAUCCCGCCUUGCCCCGAAUCAUGCAGUUCUGGGGGCUCAUCACCAAAACCUGAAAUUCACAGCUCUGAGGAGAAGCAAGCAUUUGUGCAUGAGUCUUCUGAGGCAGCCCACCUGGAGACUGCCUCUCCUCUCCCUUCCUAUAUGGACCUGCCAGCUCAUGAAAGUCCGGAUUCCUCCACCAGCCCCAAAGCGAAAAUGCUCCCCUCUGAAGAGAAGAGUACAACCAUGGAGCCGGAGCUUCCGGUUCCGCCUCCGGUUAAGAAGCAGAAGAGCAGGACUGUGUUCUCGCAGUCCCAGCUCUGUGUGCUCAAUGAUCGAUUCCAGAAACAGAAAUACCUGAGCCUCCAACAGAUGCAAGAACUUUCCACCACUCUGAACCUUAGCUACAAACAGGUUAAGACCUGGUUCCAGAACCAGAGGAUGAAAUCUAAAAGGUGGCUAAAAAAUAGCAGUAUCACUCAGGUUUCUGGACCUCUGGAAUACCCCAGCUUCUACCCCUACCCCCACCCCCAGGGAUGCCUGGUCAACACUCCAGAAAACCUUCCAAUGUGGAAUAUCCCCAACUGGAACAACCCACCUUGGACCAACCAGCCCUGGAACCCAAGUCAGAACUGGUACAGUCACGCCUGGAAUAACCAGACUUGGGACAACCAGCUCUGGCCAGACCCAGCAUACACCUGUGGAGAGGAAUCCCCCCCACUUCUGACACAAUUCCAACAGCAUUUUUCUCCCAGUGACUUCGACACCAUUUGGGACCCUUCCGGGGAGAGCUACAGUUACACACAGCAGACUGGUUACUUUAAUACGGAACAAGCCAUGGACUUCUUCCUGAAUUGUCCUCCAAACACACUGUCUCAAGAUGUGUGA